Emiliania huxleyi CCMP1516 is the source of this 1011-nucleotide messenger RNA. RefSeq lists its product as hypothetical. The coding region runs from base 1 to 1011 and encodes 336 amino acids. The record is from RefSeq and is a predicted model, not a curated record. Gene Ontology annotation, molecular function: methyltransferase activity. The transcript has 4 exons. NCBI's taxonomy places the organism in Eukaryota, Haptophyta, Isochrysidales, Noelaerhabdaceae.
AUGGCCACCCCAUCUGAGCCGCUCCGAGUCGUCGAGUUCUUCGCCGGCAUCGGCGGGCUGCACUACGCGCUGCAGCGCAGCGGCGUGCCUCACCGCGUCGUCCAGGCGUUUGAUGUCGACGACUCGGCGGUGCGCACCUACCGGCACAACCUGCCUCGCACGCCGGUGUCCACCAAGAACAUCGUCUCGCUGCAGCAGGCCGACCUGCAGCGCCUCGCGGCAGACUGCUGGCUCCUCUCCCCGCCCUGCCAGCCGCACACGCGGCAAGGGCUACAGCUGGCCGAAUCAGACGGCCGUGCUGCCGCGCUCGCCCGCCUCGUCGACCUGCUCGAGGCAGCGGACCCGCCUCUGCUCCCCUCCUCCCUCCUGCUCGAGAACGUGGUUGGCUUCGAGUCGUCAUCCACCCGCACCCGCCUCCGCGCAGUCCUGCUCGGGCGAGGCUACUCGGUGCGAGAGCUGUGGGCCUCGCCCGCCCAGAUCGGCGUCCCCAACCAGCGGACACGCUACUUCCUCCUCGCCUCGCGGAGAAGCGCCUGCGAGCCGCUCUCCUCCUACCUCCUCCCGCACUGCGGCGGCGAUGGCGGGGCGGAGGGCGGGGCGGAGGCCGAGGCGAUGGCGGGUGCGGCGGUGGCGGAGCACGUGCUCGAGCGGUACGGCGCGGCGAUGGACCUGGUGAGCCGCGGCUCGCGCCGCUCGUGCUGCUUCACCAAGAACUACUCGCGCUACGUCAAGGGGACGGGGUCGGUGCUGUGUCGCCUUGGUUGCGAGGGGCUCCUCACGCCUCUCGCUGCGAACAGGCCGCGCUUCUUCCUGCCGCGCGAAGUGGCGAACUUGCACGGCUUCCCGCCCCACUUCGGCUUCCCGCCAGAGGUGAGCACGCGCAAGCAGUACGAGCUGCUCGGCAACUCGCUCUCGGUGCAGGUGGUCGCAACGCUGCUGCGCUACCUGCUGCUGCCUGCCGGAGACGGGAUGGCGGUGGAGGAGCAGAGGAGAAGGGGUUCGGAAGCGUGA